Messenger RNA from Parastagonospora nodorum SN15, 276 nucleotides. RefSeq lists its product as hypothetical. The record is from RefSeq and is a predicted model, not a curated record. Lineage: Eukaryota; Fungi; Ascomycota; Dothideomycetes; Pleosporales; Phaeosphaeriaceae. The transcript has a single exon. Bases 1 to 276 code for a protein of 91 amino acids.
AUGCCUAUUGCGCCUCCCAAGCUCAUUGAGAUGGUUGACACUCCCCCGCAAGCCGCAGAACCCGAGAAGCAGCUCUCACGCGCCGAGAUUGCCGCAACGAAGACCCGAGCUCGCAUGGCGGAGAUCAUGGGACCACGUCGUCCCCAUGCUACGUCUUCAGGUGCCAAGGGAAAGGGUGCCGUGGCUUCCGCCAAGGGUAAUGAGAAGGAGAAUGGCGAUGAUGACAAGGAUAUGUCGGGGUCUAAAGGCGAUGUGGAAAUGAAUUUGAUGGACUGA